This is a messenger RNA of Salpingoeca rosetta, 3577 nucleotides long. RefSeq lists its product as uncharacterized. The transcript is spliced from 24 exons. Lineage: Eukaryota; Choanoflagellata; Craspedida; Salpingoecidae. Bases 29 to 3376 code for a protein of 1115 amino acids. Gene Ontology annotation, cellular component: cytoplasm. Gene Ontology annotation, biological process: organelle organization. The record is from RefSeq and is a predicted model, not a curated record.
CACACACAGGCCCAGACACACACAGAGGAUGAAGAUCGUGGGCCAGUUCUUCCAUCCGUUCAAGGCGCCAGUGACGGGGUCAUCGCCAGCAUCGUCAUCGGUCCCUGGCGCAGGGUCCUCGUCCCACCACGUUGAUGAAGAUGGCCAGGCACCGAGCCGCAGGGUGGUGGUGGUUCCGGAGUGUCAGCGCGCAGUUGUGACCGCUGCCCAGGAUAAAGUGGUGGUGAGCGUCAACGGCGACGGGCUCGUGCACACGUAUGACGGUUCCAGCGGGGAGCUGUUGUCUCGGCCCAUUGACGUGCAUGGCCGGGUCGUCACAAUCCAACAUGUCCCACAGCACGACGCCAUCGUUGUCCUCGUCCAACGCGAAGGAUCGUCCACUGUCGUCGUUGUGAGCGCGUGGUAUGACUAUGAUCGCGCAACGCCCAUCACGCUGGACGUUGUGGGUGCCAAGUGCAUUGGCGUGUGCCCCGUCCUCGGCAACAUCGCCAUCUCCAGUGGCAGGAAUGUUCACUUGUAUGCGCUGCACGAGGCCGAGGGCAGUCUCACGCCGUCUCUGCUUGCUGUCAUCUCCACGCCGCUCACCGUUGGCCGUGUUGCCCUCUGCGAGAACUUCCUUGCGUACGCUUCACCUUCGCAGGUGGAGGUGAUCAGCGUUGAUAUCGAGAAAGUGUCUGAUUCGCGCCAGGGAGGGCAGUCAGCGACAUCGUCUACACAGCUGCGAGGCGCCGGCGUGCAUGCGUCGACCACAGAUGCGAUGACACGCGAGGACAACAGCGAAGGGGAGGAUGACGGCAAUGGCGCGAGCAGCCGUGUGCUGGGCCCAAUUGCACACCACCACGAAGUUGGGGUGUCGUUGGAUGCAAAGCAGAUGCGCAACAUGAUGCCGCAGCUCGUUGAGUUUCCCGCACUCACGUCGACUCGCAACCGCGACCCGGCCACGCUCGAGAUCAAACCAGACAGCAACACGCCCCUCAUCUCCGUCCGCACGCUUCACGUUGGCAUUGAGGUGCAGCUUGAGGGACACGAGUGCACGCGUGUGACUGUUCAUCUCCGCUUCAAGACGGAUGAGUUGGACACGCUUGCGCUCAAGCCGUGCUUCCAUAUGGACAAUGACAUCUUGCUCUCCGCUCCAGAGGCGACGUGGAAGGUGCAGCCGUCCGCCUUCAAUCCUCUCUGCGCGUGUCGUCUGGACAACACACUGACCCAGACCAUCAACGGUGUGCACAUGCUGCACACGGGCGCGCACAAGGGCUUCCUGUAUCGUCUGUCACCCUCUCACUCGGCCCUGGUUUCCGAGUACUGCUUUGCUCUCCCCGAAAGCGCUCAGACCUGCUGCUUCAAUUCAACAAGGGUGUUUGCGACGACAACGGGCGCGACAACACGCCUGUACACCUUCACGCUGCGGCUGCAAGAGCUGCACAACGAAGGACUGCAUCCACUUGCCCCGGUGGACGCGAGCUCGUCUGUGCUCUGGCUUGGCUCAACAGACCUCGAUGAACGUCGCAUCUUGCGCGCGUGUCUCUCCGAUGACAUUUUCGCCACUGUGGAGCUGCACGACGACUCGCAUGUGGACGAUUCCUUCUCGAUGGGCGGGUCAUCGCAUUCGCAGCAGCACGUGCCCACCCCCGGUCGAGGAACGAGCGUUGCACUGCAGGUCGUCGCCUAUCAGCCGUUCAGCGCCGUGGAGUUGUGUGACCAGUUGCGGGACUUUGCUUCCACUUUGCCGGCAGGACACCCGAACGUCUGGCUGACGCUGCAAGAAUGCAACCUACUGCUGGCCACGGAGAUGCUGAUGCUUAUGAUUUCGGGCGCGCACAGCGCAGCCAGCUCCUUCCACGACAAAUACACGCACACUCGCGACAGCCUGCGCAACUCAUAUGGCGUGCUCGCAGAAACCAUGAUUGGGAUGAAGGACGUGGAUUGGGUGGAGGCGACCAACAACCUCUUGCUGUCCCACCUCUCUGUUGAGGACUGCGCAUCGCACAUCAACCACCCCGACCUCACCCCCACCGCCGCUGCCCGCUUGCAAGCACAGCUCAUGCUCACCCUCUACAACGCUGGCGCUUUCGUCGACAGGUGCAAUGACGCAUCACGAGGAUUUGAGUUGCUCGGAGACACGCUGGCCAGUCUGGACCAAGAAGACUGGGAGAAUGCUGCGCACAUUGUGCUUGCAAGCACGGAUCUGUGUUCAUGUUUGCGAUCAUCAGAAUCCUUUCAGGCGCGCGUUCUUGCCAGAGAAGACCUGGAGUGUGGGCUGCUGUCGCUCGCGCUCGAUGCUCCGGAGUCGGCCGGUGCUGGCGGUGCUGCCAUCACGCGUGACGGUGUCAGCUACUGGCGCAAUGCUCUUGAUGCCCUGGACGCUGCACACAGCUCGCAGCUCUCAGACAAGGUUGUUGCUGAGCCAGAUCUUGUCAUCGGCUGGUCAUCCUCAGCGCAGAGGUGGACGCCCUGUCCACUUUUUUUCGCGUGCGCAGCGUACAACACGGACGUCCUCUUGGCUGCACUCGGCACGGCCGCGUCGCUCAUGCAAACGCCGCCAGCCGCCAUUGUGGACAUGAUCGAUACGUGGAUUGAGGACACGGCGCUUCGUCUCACCACAACCCUUCAAUUUACGCAACGCCUUGUCACGACUGGUCUGGAGAAACUGCAUCAUGUGGACCGAAGAAGCAUUGUGAUUGCGUUUGUUGUGUCCAAGAUUGCCGCCCUCUCAUCGCCCGUAUCAAACGUCCCUGCGUUCUCGCACGACACGGGCGCGCGCCAUGCGUGGCUGGACCACCUCCCCCCAUAUGCGCCAGGGUAUGCGCCCGGUGUCGGCGGGUCUGCGGCGCUGCUCAACGACCUCAAGCACGUGCAGGCGUUCUGCUGUGAUCACGUUGACGGCGAUAUUGCAGACGCGCUCUGCGCAAAGAUUGAUGCGUGUUCCGAGUUUCCGGGGAAGCUGUCCCUCAAGCUCAUCUGCCUGGCGCGGUCCGCGGAUGUAGAGCGGGGCGGCGAUCUUGUGCUCGCGUGUCAUCCGCGUCUCCUAUCGGACUUUCUUUCCUCCUGCCACCACAACUCCCCACAGGUGAUGGUGGCGCUGCUACACAAGCUGCAAACAAUGAUUGAGACGAGCGAGGAGGCGGUGCCCAAUGGCGCGGGCCGCCGAACCCGUUGUCCACCGCGGCAGGACUACGUCGAAGCGUUCGCUGGCCUCAUCAUGCGCCUCGCAUCCUCACUCGAUGUGGUGGACUUUCUCGAAAUUCUCCCGGAUUCGAUGCGUCUUGACGCCGCGCUGCCGUUCAUCCGUCGCUCGUGCCAGCGCACGUCUGCCGCCUCCCUCAUUGCGACAAUCGUCAACGAGGCAAGCAGCCAACCCACGGAGAAGAAGAGAUGACAUGACUGACAUGACAUGAUGUAUUCAGCCACGACCACACAUUCGGUUCACGUAGGAAUAGUUGUACCGCUUGUUCUGUGCCGUUGAGUUUGUAGGAUCUUUUCAGUUACACCAAGCACCCCACUCCCCACUUCUCUAUCCCUGCCCACUCCCUGUACCCCGCCCUUCUGGUGCAAAACAGCGUAAACAAAAGUGACAGCG